AUGGCAUUCCGUCCUCUGUCUUCCAAGAUCCCAAUUCCGGUCGAGGACAUCCCGACUCUCUCGUUUCUGUACAACAAUGACCAGCUCAAUCCCUCAGUCGAGGAAGGCCUGCCAUCUCCAAACCAAGACUUCAAUAACAAGAUUUGUGUCAUUCAGGCUGACAUCACGAAACUCAAGGUUGAUGCCAUAGUCAACGCUGCCAACCGCGGUCUCCGUGGAGGAAGUGGUGUUGAUGGUGCCAUCCAACGUGCCGCUGGACCCAGACUGCUACAGGAAUGCGCGACUCUUGGUGGAUGCGAAACAGGCUCUGCCAAAAUAACUGAGGCGUACAACCUUCCUUCCAGGAAGGUCAUCCAUGCCGUCGGACCCGUUUUCGAGGACCACGAAACCUCGGAACCACUUCUGCGUGGCGCGUACCGCACCGCCCUCAAUCUCGCCGUCGAACAUGGCUGCAAGUCCAUCGCAUUUCCUGCAAUUUCCACUGGUGUCUAUGGCUAUCCUAGCCGUGACGCAGCUCGAGCCGCCAUCUCCGAGGUCCGUGCGUUCCUCGGUGGGCCAAAGGGACUUCAGAUCGAAAAGGUCGUCUUCUGCAACUUUGUCCAGAAGGAUGUCGAUGCCUACGCCCGUUUCCUCCCGCUUUCGUUUCCACCGACUCCGGAUGACCUGUCCCAUACAGGUGAGUAUGAUUUUGAUACAGAUGAUCUCAACAAGGAAAAUUCGCCAACGGAUGCACAGGCCCUUUUGGGGGCAAAGUCUGAACGUGCUGUGAAUCGAUCUUCUCGUGCCAUUGUCCAAAGACACGCGAGGCGUACGUUCACCAAUUCAGACCGAGCCCAGCUUUACUUCGACGGAGCGGGUGGUGACCCUGCAUGUCCAGAAGGAGACGACGUGGCAGUUGACGAGAAUGACGGCGAUGUUGAGACCAGAGGGGGUGAUGAUGGACAAGGACCCGCUGAAGCAGGAACUUCUGGCAAGGUGAGCAUCAAAACAACCCGAGGCAGCACCUUCUGGGUCACUUACGCGAAACGAGGCCACGCAGUGUGA
Messenger RNA from Fonsecaea multimorphosa CBS 102226, 1044 nucleotides. RefSeq lists its product as uncharacterized. The coding region runs from base 1 to 1044 and encodes 347 amino acids. The record is from RefSeq and is a predicted model, not a curated record. NCBI's taxonomy places the organism in Eukaryota, Fungi, Ascomycota, Eurotiomycetes, Chaetothyriales, Herpotrichiellaceae. The transcript is spliced from 2 exons.